AUGGUAGAAGGUGGAACAAGUCCGCUAAAAGACUCGGUUCUAGAUCACUACCAUGCACAAAAUUUACAAACAGUUUCAACUACUGAUGUGAAAAAUGUCAAUGAUACUGUUGAUGGAGAAGAAGAAUCCAGUAAUGGUGACGACGAUGAUGAUGGUCGUGAUAGCAGUAGCAUAAUUAGUGAUUUUUUUGAUGAUGAACACUGUCCGCAGCAUCGUUGGUUAAUCUUAAUGGAACCUAUUAAUACAAUCUCAGUGGACUGUACACUUGGUCCUAAGGGUCGAAUAUUUCGAGUGGACGAUAGCAUGGCACCAAUUUUAGGAUAUGCUUCAAUGCGUGAACUUCUUGGAAUAGAAAUAACUAAUAUAAUUCCAGCGAUUAAAUUAGAUUCAGAAGAACUACAAUAUGUCUGUGCUCGAGGCUUGCGUAAUAAUUCUAUUCCAAUCACUGUAAGAGUUGCUGCUGAAAAAGAUCCACGUACUCUUGAUGUCCUCAUGUAUAAUCUACAAAUUCGUGCACUAUUAACACUAAAUGGUGUAUUGACGUUAACUGAUUCCGGCAUGUUGCAUAGUUUCAAUGGUAAUUUUAUUGAGGCUCUAGUCGGGAAGCAAAUUAAGGAACAAGCGGAAAAUAAGUUUAUUUUCAUUACUGAUCUUAUUCCUGAUUUCUAUUCAUAUAUUAUUCAAUCUGUUGGUACUAUCUUUGCACCAAAUGAUAAUAACAUGGAUUCUGCUAACGCUAAUGGAUAUGCAAAGCAGAAUGAUGUACCAAAAACGGUUAUGGAUAAUUUAAAUUUUGAUUUUGAUGACUUAUUGAUCAAUAAUAUAAAUAAUAUUAAUAAAACAUCUGAUUUUCUGAAUGAAGUCUGUUCCACUCAACCUUCAACGAGUCAUUUUGAACAAAAAUGUAAGCGGAAUCUUGGAAGUGAGGGAUAUGAGAACGGUAAACAAGUUGGCGAAAAAUCCUAUCGUGUAAUAUGCGAAGGAAAUUUCUUUGGACUUGCUAGGCAUUCUGAUAGCAAUUUGAUCGCUGUCCGCUUUGAUGUACGUCGACUAAAAUCGUCUUAUCCUGCAAACUGGGCAGUUUGUAUUGGCUUUGAUGGUAAUAGUGAUUACGGGCUGUUUUCAAAAGCUGAAAGGAAAUUCUCUGAUGGAAAUCAAAAAACCAAUGGGAAUAAAAUUGGUUCUUCUAUUAGUUCAAAAUCUGGAAAGGAGCGUAAUAGAUCGGCAUCGGUAGAAGUAACUUCACAAAAUUCCGAUAAACAAAAUUCUGAUGCAGUUUUUGGCGAAUAUUCUAAUCAGUAUGAAACUUUCCAUUUGAUUGGAAAUGGUACUUUUGGUUCAGUUAAAUUGGCAGCUCGCAAAGAUUCAGGUUUAUUGGCUGUUACUAAAUUUAUUUGCAAAACGAAAGUUCUUCCUGAAAGUUGGGUUAAGAGUUCGAAACGUGGCAAUAAAAUGGUUCCAAUCGAACUGCAUCUGCUGGAAACGUUAUCACAUCCAAAUAUUGUUCAAGUGUUAGAUGUUUUCGAGAAUGAUAUAUUUUAUCAGCUAGUUAUGGAAAAGCUCGGAUGUGGCAUGGAUCUUUUCGAAUUCAUUGAGCAUCAACCAAAAUUAGAUGAAGCUUUAAUCAGUCACAUUUUUAGACAGGUAAUUAGCGCGGUCGCUUAUUUGCAUUCCAAUAAUGUUGUUCAUCGUGAUGUUAAAGAUGAAAAUGUGAUCAUUGACAGAACUUUUUCUUGUAAAUUGAUUGAUUUUGGUUCCGCAGCUUACUUUGGUGAAAAUAUUGUAUUUUCUACUUUCUGUGGUACAAUGGAAUAUUGUAGUCCCGAGGUAUUAAGUGGAAGAAGAUAUUAUGGGCCAGAACUAGAGAUGUGGUCAUUGGGAGUACUUUUGUAUACGCUAGUUUUUUUUGAAAAUCCAUUCAGAAAUCCUCAAGAAAUUGUUCAUGGCACUGUGGAAUUUCCUUGGGAUGUCUCUGAAGGCCUUUAUCAGGUCAUUUCUUGGUUACUGCAGCGGGACCCAUCUUUACGUGCUACAAUAAAAGAUAUUAAAAAUCAUUGGUGGACUAAUCAGUUUGUUGAUAUCAAUUCAUAUAGCUUUCAACAACUGUUGAAAUCUUGCGAACGAGCUCAGAUCGAACCCCUGGUGUUUGCUGCAGAUUUAAAGAAGCAUUUGCAAAUAGCUCCAAAUGUUGUCGGUAUCGACGCGCCUAAAACUUUUCAAGAAUCCAAUAGUAUAAGAGCAAACUAA
Dracunculus medinensis (Guinea worm) is the source of this 2247-nucleotide messenger RNA. The record is from the annotation of a GenBank genome assembly. Lineage: Eukaryota; Metazoa; Nematoda; Chromadorea; Rhabditida; Dracunculidae.